This is a messenger RNA of Doryrhamphus excisus (bluestripe pipefish), 7933 nucleotides long. The record is from RefSeq and is a predicted model, not a curated record. Lineage: Eukaryota; Metazoa; Chordata; Actinopteri; Syngnathiformes; Syngnathidae.
AACUCCAUCGCCGGCCGGUCAUCACUCGGUGAUGAGUGAGUUUUAACAAAGGAAGUGGGUUAAGGUCACUGCGACUUUAACUACAGUCAACAUCAACUGGAGUUUGGAACCUGUGUUCGGUUGAAAAGGCCACACGAAAAACGUGUGGACCGGGCCAGGUUCGAUCAUUGAUAACCUGAGGAAGAAGACCACAAAAUAGAAACGCUGCACACGAGGAAGGCGGUUCUAUCAACGUGAUGGACGGCCAACAAGCGUCAGCAAGUAAAGGGGACCUAUGAUGCAUAGCUGGUGCCAUCAACUAUACUUCAGGCCUCCUGUGUAGAAUGGCGUUUAGAUUUAUAGACCGGACUCGACCCUUAGACCCGACCUCGGGGGAACGUGACAUGGAAGCGCUAACGGCGCUAGCCCGGCUGCAGAGACGACGGUCACUGCAGUAUGAUUGCACUGAAGAUUCAAAGUGGGAAGAUGCGGGAUGGUCCCAAAGAGUGAUGUUCUUCUCCAUGAAGAAGUCCUUGGUCAAGCCAGCAUUGUGAACUGCAGCGUUGUCCUGUUGAAGAACCCAGCUGUUACCACAGAGACCAGGGCCCUCGGUCAUGAGGGAUGCCCGCCACAACAUCUGGUAACAAGUUACAUUUUAUUCUCAUCAGGGAAUCAAACUUUUUUCCACGUUUCAAUGUCCCAUGUUUGAUGCUCCCUGGCAAAGUCUUUGGAAGCCUUUUCCCACAGAUGCCGUCUGAAGGUUAUUGGGCUGCAGUCGGCACCAGUAAGGGCCUUCAUUUGGGUCCAGGACCGCCCUGUGUCUUGACGGACAGCCCAUCGGAUACUCCGGCUCAGCACAGGCCGACUGUCCGCACCAUCCUGACUGGGAGAGGAGCAGAAGACGCGACACCCUGACACGACGGGAAAGGAUGCUCGGGAUGGACGGCUGGAGCUCAGCGCGUGAGGCGUGCACGCUGAUUCUCUUCUUCACCGCGCUUCGCACCUCAAGAGCAGCCUAUCCCAUCGAUGUCCUGAAGGUCCUGGGGCUGUCGGAGGACAUGGAGGGCGUGUCGUUGGAGGCGGGGCUGUGCACCAGCAGGAAGGGCAGAGAAGAGACGGACCUCUCCUUUAAGAUCAACAAGAAAAUUCAACUGAGCACCCCCACCAAGCAGUUGUUCCCUGAUUCUCCCUUCCCCGAGGACUUCUCACUGAUGACGACUGUUCGAGCCUUGAAGGACUCGCAGGUCUUUCUCCUCUCGCUUUAUGACCCACAGGGUACGCAGCAGCUGGGUUUAGAGAUCGGACGCUCUCCCGUGUUUCUGUACGAGGACCACCAGGGUCAGCCCGCCCCGGAACUGUACCCCACUUUUCGAAGGAUCAACCUGGCUGAUGGCAAGUGGCACCGAGUGGCCUACAGUGUCAAGGGUCAGCGGGUCACUCUCUACCUGGACUGCGUCAAGCUGGAGACCCUGGAGCUGCUCAGAGGUCACGACCCCCAUGUCAGCACCGACGGCGUCACAGUGUUUGGAACACGUCUGCUGGAGGAGGACGUCUUUGAGGGCGACAUCCAGCAGCUGCUGUUGACGGAUGACCCCUCUGCGGCCGAGACCUACUGCCAAGACUUCAUCCCCGACUGCGACGCUGCGUUGCCUUACGACAGCAUCCUGAUGGACGCCGGCGCUGAGGAGGAGCGAGCGCCAAAGAAACACGAGGUAGCGGAGUUGGAGGACUACGACUUCAGCGACCUCUACGACGACAUGUCCGUCUCCACGGUGGCCGCCGGCCCCAACGCCACAGAGUACGAGAUUUUCGAGUAUGAGGACUACGACAACUCGACAGAUUACAACCAGGUGAACGAGUACGAGUACGAAGACGAAGACGAAGAAAUGGAUGAGCGCUACAGGCCGGCUGAGAGGGAAGGAGGAUAUGGUGUGAACGCGCAGUAUGUACCAGAGAAAGGUGAAAAAGGAGAGCCAGCUUAUUUGGGAGUGGGAACACAAAUAGUUGGUCCACACGGGCCUCUGGGACCUCAGGGACUGGCGGGCCCUUCCGGAAUGGCGGGGCCGGUGGGACCUCGAGGAGACCCCGGGGAACUGGGCCCCCCGGGGCUGCCCGGCCUGAACGGCGCUGACGGCAUACCGGGACCGCCAGGGAACAUCAUGGUCUUACCGUUUCGGUCAGGCGGGGAUCAAAAAUCAGGUGGUAUCGUUUCGGCGCAGGAGGCUCAGGCUCAGGCUAUCCUGCAGCAAACCAAGUUGUCUAUGAAGGGUCCUCCUGGUCCGCUGGGCCUCAGAGGACGACCUGGUCCACUGGGCAGACCGGGUCCACCAGGCCUGAAGGGGAACAGCGGAGAAAUGGGACCACCUGGUUUGCCUGGAGCGACAGGAGCGCUAGGACAGAACGGACGUCUUGGGAAAAGGGGUCGAGCGGGGGCGGACGGCGGACGCGGGGCUAUCGGAGAGACAGGCGCAAAGGGGGACAGGGGAUUCGACGGCUUGCCUGGUCUUCCCGGAGACCAAGGACAUAAAGGCGACAGGGGGAAGCCGGGGUCGGUGGGUGCUGCAGGAGAUCUUGGAGAAAAGGGUUCCGAGGGGCCGCCCGGACCGAGAGGCCAACCAGGCGAUGCUGGUCCAAGGGGGAUGAAUGGCCCCAGAGGUCGUCCCGGGCCCCCUGGUCAGGCAGGCAUUCGGGGAGUGGAUGGGGUCCAGGGUUCAAAGGGGAACAUUGGGGGGCCGGGAGACAUCGGAGCACCUGGACAGCAAGGCAACCCUGGAAUUCAGGGCUUUCCUGGUCCUCAGGGGUUAGUCGGGAUGCCUGGAGACAAGGGACCACAAGGAAAGAAAGGGAUGCAGGGCUUAGCUGGAAAUGACGGGCCUCCAGGCCAUCCAGGAAGGGAAGGUACUCCAGGGGAGAAAGGACUGCCGGGUCCCAUGGGGGUGCAGGGGCCCGUUGGAUACCCCGGACAACGGGGAGUUAAGGGAGCAGAUGGAGUCCGGGGACUAAAGGGCAGCAAAGGUGAGAAGGGGGAGGACGGGUUCCCCGGCGCCAAGGGUGAGAUGGGAGGCAAAGGGGACAUGGGAGACAACGGUGUCACAGGAGGGCGUGGGGAAGAUGGACCCGAGGGACCCAAAGGACAGAUGGGGCCUCAAGGAGAGGCCGGCCCCGUGGGCACUCCUGGGGAGAAGGGAAAACUGGGAGUGCCUGGACUACCGGGAUAUCCUGGACGACUGGGACCAAAAGGUUCUGCUGGCUUCCCUGGUCCAGUGGGAGCACCUGGAGAGAAAGGCAAAAAAGGUCCUUUGGGACAAGCAGGAAGUGCGGGCCUGAGGGGUCCAAACGGUGCACGUGGGGGCAGGGGGGCCCGGGGACCUACGGGGAAAUCUGGUGAAAAGGGUACUUCUGGAAACGAUGGACCCCCAGGAUCACCAGGCGAGAGGGGACCACAAGGGCCGUUAGGCAGGAGUGGAGAGCCUGGACCCAAAGGAGCGACUGGCCCAGGCGGGAAAAACGGUCUUCCGGGACACCCGGGUCAAAGAGGAGAGGCGGGGUUCCAAGGGAAGACUGGACCCCCAGGACCCUCGGGGGUGGUGGGCCCUCAGGGUAAAUCAGGUGAACCCGGCCCCACAGGGGACCGAGGCCACCCAGGGGCGCCAGGUGUACCCGGAGAGCACGGCUUGCCUGGAUCAGCGGGCAAGGAAGGUGGAAAGGGUGAUCCGGGUUCACCUGGAACAUCGGGUAAGAACGGUCCCCCAGGCCUGAAAGGCUUCAGGGGGAGCAGAGGAGCUCCUGGAGUCAUGGGGCCUCCUGGUCUGAAAGGAGGUUCAGGACCUUCUGGAGCCCCAGGUGCCAUUGGACCAACCGGUGAGAGAGGUGCUCCUGGACCAGCUGGAGCCAUUGGACAGCCGGGACGCUCCGGGGCCGUUGGAGGACCAGGACCUACGGGAGAGAAGGGCGAGCCGGGGGACAAGGGUCCGAUUGGACCUUCAGGCCAGGAUGGAGAACAGGGACCAGCAGGCAUGCUUGGAGGUACAGGCCCUCCAGGACCAGCAGGAGACGACGGCGAUAAGGGAGAGCAAGGAGGAUCUGGUCAGAAAGGCAGUAAAGGAGACAAAGGGGAAUCUGGCCCUCCAGGCCCCACUGGCACUCAGGGGCCCAUCGGACAGCCGGGACUUCCUGGUGUGGAUGGAGUGGUAGGACCCCGGGGCCAGCAGGGCAUGUAUGGCCCCAAAGGAGACGAAGGACUCCGCGGUUUCAAGGGUUUGGCAGGGCCGAUAGGUUUACAGGGCAUGCCCGGCCUCCCAGGGGAAAAGGGCGAGAGUGGACAUGUUGGACUGAUGGGUCCACCUGGGCAGCAAGGGCCCAACGGUGCUCAAGGGCCAAUUGGGGGGCAGGGUCCGACGGGUCGACCGGGCAUGGUGGGCCAGCCGGGUGUUGUUGGAGAAAAGGGGGAGGACGGUGAGGCAGGUGAUCCUGGUCCAGUCGGUCUUUCGGGAAAAAUGGGAGAGAUGGGUGACCAAGGGGAGAAGGGAGACACCGGUCUUCCAGGAGCAGCUGGUCCGCCAGGUGCCCGGGGCACCCCAGGGGAGGACGGCGCCAAGGGCAACGCUGGCCCCAUUGGCGUCACCGGGGACAUUGGACAACAAGGAGAAACUGGACCCAAUGGUGUGGACGGUCUUCCCGGGUCUAAAGGAGACAUGGGAGAUCCGGGCAAAUCUGGACCGCCAGGCGCUACGGGAGAACCCGGACCACCUGGACCUCCAGGGCGAAGGGGGCAUCUGGGCAAAGCAGGGAAGGAAGGAAAGGACGGCCUGAAAGGAGUCAAGGGUGCCGCUGGAUUGGAGGGUCCCAUCGGGAAAACAGGGCCAGUCGGUCGUCAGGGGCACUCUGGAAAGCCUGGUCCUCAGGGUCUUAGAGGGAUUCCGGGUCCUGCUGGUGAGCAGGGCUUACAUGGACCACCUGGUCAGACGGGACCACCAGGUCCAAUGGGUCCACCGGGACUAGCAGGACUAAAGGGUGACCACGGCAAAAAGGGGGACAAGGGUCAUGGUGGCCUCAUAGGUUUGAUCGGACCACCUGGGGACAUUGGGGAGAAGGGCGACCGAGGACUGCCGGGGAACCAAGGAGUGCUGGGUUCAAAGGGGGAGGAGGGUCCUGUGGGGCCCCCAGGUCCUCCCGGUCCCCCUGGUCCAACAGGUCUAUCUGGUCCUAUUGGCAUAAAGGGUUCCAAAGGAAAUCCAGGUCCAACAGGUUCCAUAGGGGACAGUGGACCUGCAGGACCUCCAGGACCUCCGGGCUUGCCCGCGGUCGGCAUGGCCCCGAUGUUGGAGCGGGGACGGCGCAGGAGAACCCAUGUCUUGGACGGCGCCACGCUGGAGGGAGAGGAGGAUGAGCUGGUGGAUGGUGGGCAGGAGGAGUGGAUUCAGGGGGAUCAGGCGGAGCCAGCCAUGAAUGAUGAGGAGGAUGAGAAGGAGGGAAAGGGGGUGGAUGAGCUCUUUGCCUCGCUGUCCUCCAUGAAAGUGGAGGUGGAGGGUCUGCGCACACCGCAGGGGACCUACCACAGCCCUGCACGCUCCUGCAAGGAGCUCUGGCUCCUCAAUCCAGAACUUACCAAUGGUGAGUAUUGGAUCGACCCCAACCAGGGCUGCCAUCGCGACUCCUUCAAGGUGUUUUGCAACUUCACAGCUCAGGGCGAGACGUGUUUGUACCCUGAUAAGAAGUUCCAGUCGGUGAAGCUGGCUGCCUGGAAAGGGGAGCAGCCUGGCACCUGGUACAGUACAUUUAGGAAAGGAAAGGAGUUUUCCUACUCCGGAUCAGACGGCGUUCCCAUCCACGUCGUCCAGCUGAAUUUCCUGAAGCUGGUCAGCGUCACGGCCAAGCAGACCUUCACCUAUCACUGCCUCAACUCGGCCGCCUGGCUUCACGGCGCCACUAGCGGAUACGAGCUGGCGCUGCGCUUCCGAGGUAACGGCGGCGAGGAGCUAACGCAUGAGAGCGCGCAUUACAUCAGAGCGCUGUACGACGGCUGUCAGACUCGCUCGGGACAGGAGAGGACGGUGCUGGAGAUUGACGCCCCCGUGUCCCACACGCUCCCCAUCACGGAUGUGGCGGUGGCCGAUUUCGGGAACGGAGGCCAAAAAUUUGGCUUCCAGGUGGGGCCGGUCUGUUAUGGCGGUUAAUCGGCCACUGGAAGGAGGAGCGGUGUCAUACGAAAGAGCAAAAUGGACUCUUUUUUUUUUUUUUUUUUUAAUGUGCAGGGAAAAACAAACUACUUGCCUCAUAUUUAAGCAUAUUGAUUUGUUUCUGUUGUUCACACACUGCAUGCCCGUCACUCAAGUCGCCACGUAAACGCCUCGGAACACUUGAAUGAGCUCAAUACCCCCACCUCAGUUAUUAUUAGCUAUGUUGUUGGACUAGUCAGAUUUGUGAUACAUCUUCACGACUAUAAGGUACUCCGUCAGUCAAACAAUGUGUCACAAAUAUAAGCGACAUUUAGUAUUUAUAAUGGCGCUAUUAUUAGAGCGGGCUUUGUUUAGUAGGUGUGUUAUGACGCCAUGAGAAGAAGAGCAGUAAUGCGGCAAUGUUUACAUCAACAAAGAGACAAAUUAAAGCUACACAAGCUGAAAUAAGUCACAUACAAUCAAAAGCGUGCUUGUGUCAUAAAUGUCAGAAGAUGGUGGAAGAAGACACUUUUUAAUAACGCUGCUGUCUAACAUAAUACUACAUUUCUCAAUCCACACAGGAUAUAAUCAUAGUUGCACAUUACUUACAGACACAUAGCAUUUAUUAUGCGGUAUUCUCCAUAUCAUUUAAUUUGUGUGCCUAUGUAACUGUGUCACAAAUUUAGUGAAUUAUUGUAGGCAGUAAAAAAAAAAACAGCAACCCACUUUAAUGUAAAGGCAGCACAUGUUUAAUGGUAGACAUCAAUUAUAUAGAUAUAUACUGUUUCUAUGUGUGUAUAUAUAUAUAUAUAUAUAUAUUAGGGCUGUCAAUUGAUUGAAAUAUUUGAUGAAUAUAUAGUUAACUCAGAAUUAAUUGCAUUUAAUCGCAGAUAGAAAUACAUUUUUAUCUAUAAUAAGUCGGGGUCUUUGUGGUAAAUGAGUCGAUGUGCAAUUACAACGAUAAUUACAUCAAAUUUUACGUAAUGGGGGAUCAUUUUCGGCACUAUGGGCCAUUAUUUAAAACAAUACAAUCAGAAAGCAUAUUUUUGUAUUCCUAUUUUUCUUUAUUAUUGGCAUAUUAGCUCAUAAAUUCGCCCCAAAAUGUUCAGCAAAUACAAAAUGUGAGCGAGUGAGACCUCUCACACUGACACAGAUAGUGUUAGCUCAAAAUAAGAUUAGUUUAUUUAUGAUGCUGGUUUUUAAUUCUAAAUGUUUGUGAGUAACAAAAACCCAAUUUAGGAACAUUCAGAAAGGAUUUUUAUUAAAGAUUUGCCUCAAUUCACCUUUCAUUCAUAAAAUGUACAAAUGAAAAUACCUAAAACACAUGGCAACAGUCAUAAAACAUUUCAUCCAAAUUGCAAACUCAAUGUCAUUUUAUUUCUCAAUGUAUUAAAAUACAUAGAAAUCAAUCAUUAUAUUACAGUAAUUAUUUUUUAAAUAAAAUACCGUAACAAUUAAUAAGAAAUCCCACAGUUUUUGAAUGUUUGAUGCGAGCUGCGAUUUGUCCUACUUUGUUUGACGGUCGUUGAACGCACCAUUUACAGUUCUCCGAUGCCCAGAGGGUUGUACGGGUGUAUUUGGAUGUAUUUUCCCCCUUUUUCUUUCACUUCAUAUUUGCUCCCAAAUGCUGAUACUAUGUGGGAAUGCAUAAAGGGUUUCUACCCAGACUCAGAUGAGGCGUGGCAAGUCUACAGCACCGCCUCCGACCCAGACGGCAGGUGCGUCUGCGCCGUGGUCGCCCCCGCGAGAAACCUCUGCAAACGAGAUCCUCGCAGUCGGCAACUGCACCUGCUGAC